Molecule: messenger RNA, 2487 nt
Organism: Penicillium verhagenii
Lineage: Eukaryota; Fungi; Ascomycota; Eurotiomycetes; Eurotiales; Aspergillaceae
Product: nitrogen permease regulator 3 family protein
Exons: 2
Coding region: 1-2487 (828 amino acids)
Biological process (GO): negative regulation of TORC1 signaling; cellular response to amino acid starvation; positive regulation of autophagy
Cellular component (GO): GATOR1 complex
Source: RefSeq, a predicted model, not a curated record
AUGUCGUCAAUCGCGCGGCCACCAGACCCAUGUCUAGUGGCCAUCAUUCUCAUCGUACGAUCACGCACCGGCCCCCGUCUCGUCUUCCACUACCCUCCCAACCCACUCAGCGAGAAUCGAGCCAAGACAACUACAAAGGGCGGGCGGCGCAGCUCCCGCUCGCGAAAUCGACAUGGCGCCAAGAAUACGGACUCAAGCUCCAGUGACGAUAGCGGACUAAGCUCAGACGAAGAUGAAGAAGAACGGGAGCGCGAAAACCAGAACCCCACCGCUCAGGCAGUUCCGGGCCAGGUACAAAGCGGCAGCAGCCACCCGACAACGCCGAGCCUGUUGCUAGCACGCCGCGCGAGCAACUUUGGCAUCGUUGAUGACAAUGCGUCUAUUGCCUUGUCGCCUGGGACUGGGCCAACGGAACCGACUCGCCCGGGGUCUUUGGGCUCCGGCCGGGGCUCGUCGCUGAGGAAGCGGGGUGGUGCUGGGUCUGAUCCGGAGGAUGAUGGGGCGUCGGAUCGGGAUGGUGCAGGUGGAUCAUCGCGGGCGCCAUUUGUGUCGCUUUUGGGAUUACCGGGGAGCGUAUGGGAGAAAUUGUUGAGUCCGUCUCGAUCAUGGCACAAACGGCGGUUUGAAGUGGGGAUUAAUGAUCUCGCCCUUAUCGGGUGGCCUGUGUUCGUACGAGAAGAUGGAACCUGGCGCAAGCAGCGGCGAAAGAAAAAGAAGAAGAAUCGGUCCGAAUGGGAUGGUGGAGAAUUGGGUCAUAAUGAUCUCGAGGGCGCUGGAGAUGAGGAUGGGGUUGCUUCUCCUGAUAUGGGGGCUAGUAUUGCGACCAUUUCGGAGAUGACGCUUUCUCCGACUGAGACUAAGCGCCACUCUACGGCUAGUGUGAAGCUUGGGAAGCAGCCGGAUGAUCCCGAAGACAAAGAUCAUAUGACGAUGUUCAAUGUGGUAUUCGUGAUGGAUCCUCCUUUACUUGAGUACUCUGGGCGUGUCAAAGAGAUCUAUGAGAAUGCCAUCAAGAAGUUUGCCAAAGCUUUGAAGUGGGAGCAGGCUCGAACGGGUUACGUGUGGAACGAGUCGCAGCAUAUCUUGUCUGUACGGCGAAAUGCUAGAGAGUCAAAAACCUCGACCCACAAACUUUACACUGACCUGAUAAAUCAGUCCUCUCUGGCCCGGGCAAUCUACACCGUAUACACCAGUAUAUCGGCAUCCAAGAUUGCCUCUGUUUCAUUGAGUCCCCAUGUUUCCAUCUCGCUGCAGAUCCCACCGUUGACCUCGACACCAUACCUCGCUGGCCCUGCGGACAAGUCUUAUCCAGGUCUCUGGUUGACAACCGCAGAUAGCGCAACCCCAGUAGACGAACCCGGUAUUGACGAGAUCAAUUCGCCCCAUCAGGUCCUUGCGAAGCACUUUGCACUACUUUUACUGGAUAGUGAGGCAUCUAUUAUUAAGGACGUUGAAGCUUCGGGAGGCACCCUUUCCGCAGCAUUGGGUCACUAUAUCCGCUGUUCAAAGCCAACUAAGUCGUUCGCCCAAAUUUCACUAACCUCAGGAAUUCCACUCUCAACGAUCCAGAUGCUAGCCAGUCAUUUAGUCUACUGGCGCCGUGCCCGAGCCAUUCCCCCCAUCCAUCAGCGAGACACAUACAUUGUUUCCCCCAACUGUGAUCUGAGCAAACUUGAAGUAGCGACGAUUGCAUACCAGACGGCAUUUCCGACAAUGCCUAGUCUUCCAAAGAUGCUCUCCUCGCUCAGCGGCACGCCCCGUCCGUAUGGAAGCUUCAUCCCAAGCAAAGACCACAAAGAAACAUACUUUUCAAUUCUCGCAUGGCUUCUCCGCGGCGGCUGGGUCACCCAGCUACGCACCUUUGCCCGCAUCAAAGUGACUCCCGAGAUCAAAUUAGCGGUGGAAAUGGCACUGCGAAAAGAAGAAGUUGACCGCUACCUCGCCAAAGGUAAUUCCAGCUCCCUAGCAGACCUGGACACAGACAGUUCAGACGAAGAUGACGCCAACUCUUCGUCCUCAUCUUCACUCGCAAGUCAUGGUAGCGGAGACGACACACCGAUGCCGGGUCGAGUUGACCCGCAUGCACAGCUCCGCACUUCGCAUAAGUUACUGGACAGGUCCACCGCUUUGCGGCAGUCAUCCUUGAUCUUAUCUCCGCACCGUGCAUCCCCACUUGAAUCCCGAUGGUUAGAUGAAAUCGUCGCCCGAUUUCCCGACAAUCCUGGGGACGAGCAAUUGCUCGAAGGUGUCAGUCCGGAGAUAGCGCCGAAAGACCUUCAAAAGCUCCAAAGUCUACUGAAGAUAUACUGGCCCUCGUUUAUAAAAUAUUUCAACGGACAUGAUGCAUUGGAGAAGAUUUCCGUGCGGGAGAAUCUGAAGCGCAAAUUAGUGUGGCGGGUCCUUACCCGCCUGGGCUUCAUAGGGCCGACGGGAUCAGUUGAUCUAGACGCGCGGGAACAGGUGCUUAUUAGUGUUCGGCAUUGGUAG